GUGAGAGACGGAGAGAGAGAGAGAGACACAGGACCGGGAGAGAGGCCGAGACCCCCCGAGGAGGAGAUCAUGCCGGCUGCUUGUGAUUCAUUAGUGGAAGAUAUUGAAGAUAUUGUGUCAGCACAAGAUAUCACACCUAAUGAUCGACACUUUGCAAAGAAGAGUGUUGUUCCUCGUGCCAGGAAAAGAAAUAAGCACAAACAGGAUGAGGAAGAUCUCCAAGCUGAUAGUGUUAUCCCUGGUACACAGAAGAUCUGGGUGAAGACUUGGGGCUGUUCACAUAACAAUUCAGAUGGAGAAUAUAUGGCUGGUCAACUGGCUGCCUUUGGAUACAAAAUCACAGAGAAUUCGUCUGAUGCAGAUUUGUGGCUGUUGAACAGUUGUACCGUGAAGAAUCCAGCUGAAGACCACUUUAGAAACUCGAUUCAGAAAGCUCAAGAACAAAGGAAAAAGGUGGUAGUAGCUGGAUGUGUUCCUCAAGCCCAACCUCGAAUGGACUACAUCAAAGGGUUGAGUAUUAUUGGGGUUCAACAAAUAGACCGUGUCAUUGAAGUUGUUGAAGAAACAAUUAAAGGUCACUCUGUGAGACUUCUAGGUCAGAAAAAGGAUAACGGUAAACGGCUAGGGGGAGCGCCACUGGAUUUGCCGAAGAUUAGGAAAAAUCCAUUGAUAGAAAUCAUUUCCAUCAAUACUGGAUGCCUGAACGCUUGCACGUACUGCAAGACCAAGCAUGCCAGAGGAGAACUCGCCAGUUACCGCAUUGAAGAGCUGGUGGACCGAGCCAUUCAGUCUUUCAAAGAGGGCGUUUGUGAAAUAUGGCUGACCAGUGAAGAUACAGGAGCCUAUGGAAGGGACCUAGGGACAGACCUGCCAACAUUGCUGUGGAAACUGUUGGAGGUGAUUCCUGAGGGAGCGAUGUUGCGGCUUGGGAUGACCAAUCCUCCGUAUAUCUUGGAACAUCUGGAGGAAAUGGCAAAAAUCCUCAUUCAUCCCAGGGUGUAUGCCUUCCUUCAUGUACCAGUUCAAACUGGUUCAGAUAGCGUUCUUAUGGAUAUGAAAAGAGAAUACUGUGUGGCAGACUUUAAAAGGGUGGCAGAUUUCUUGAAGGAAAAGGUGCCAGGGAUUACAAUUGCCACAGAUAUUAUAUGUGGUUUUCCAGGAGAGACAGAAGAGGAUUUCCAGGAAACCGUGAAACUGGUCAAGGAGUACAAAUUUCCAAGCUUGUUCAUCAAUCAGUUUUACCCACGUCCGGGAACCCCAGCCGCCAAAAUGGAACAAGUCCCUGCCCAAGAGAAAAAAAAGAGAACCAGGGAGUUAUCGCAGCUGUUUCAGUCGUAUUCCCCAUAUGGUCACAAGGUUGGUGAAAAUCAAUACGUGCUGGUUACAGAGGAAUCAUUUGACGGGAAUUACUAUGUUGCUCACAACAAAUUCUACGAGCAGGUCCUGGUACCCAAGCAGCCGGAAUUUCUGGGGAAAAUGAUAGAGGUGAAUAUUUAUGAAGCAGGAAAACAUUUCUUGAAGGGACAGCCAGCACAGAAUUCGAAAGUCUACACCCCCUCGAUUGCCAAGCCAUUAGCAAAGGGAAUAGUUUCGGGUAUGUCAGAGGAAUUGAAGACCUUUCAUGAGAACGGCACAGCCCUUGAUACACAUCACUCCCAUAGUGGGCAGUUUUCUAGUUCAAGUUUGUCAACAUGGAACUCGGAAGGCCUAAAAGAAAAGAUGGUGCCAAUCAUACUAGCUUUGUUGGCAGUGUUGGUGGCUAUUACUGUGAAGAUACUCAGGUAGACCUCUUGUCUGGAAUGGGUUCUGGAGAAUGUGGUUUCCAUAUCUUGGACAGUACUGAGGACACUUCAAUAUGGUCAAAGUAGUUGGACUUUUGAAGGCUGCCUUUUUAUUUUUGUGGCCAAGUGAAAUGAUUAUCUCUGUGACAACAUCAUGCAGCUAACUAUCGUUUUAGCAAAUGUGGAGAUUUUUUAUUCAAAGUGUAACCUCGCAUCUUCUUAUUUGAAAUGUUAAGCAUAGAAGGUUUAAUAAAAUAUGAGUGUGUUGACUUGC
Messenger RNA from Callorhinchus milii (elephant shark), 2055 nucleotides. RefSeq names its product CDK5 regulatory subunit associated protein 1-like 1 (gene cdkal1). Gene Ontology annotation, cellular component: endoplasmic reticulum. The record is from RefSeq and is a predicted model, not a curated record. Lineage: Eukaryota; Metazoa; Chordata; Chondrichthyes; Chimaeriformes; Callorhinchidae. Bases 70 to 1785 code for a protein of 571 amino acids. Gene Ontology annotation, biological process: tRNA methylthiolation. The transcript is spliced from 15 exons. Gene Ontology annotation, molecular function: 4 iron, 4 sulfur cluster binding; tRNA (N(6)-L-threonylcarbamoyladenosine(37)-C(2))-methylthiotransferase activity.